CGCUGUCUUCCAGCCCCGGCGCCAGCCGAGUGCGGAGGCGAGGCGAUGAGCGUGGCGGGCGCCGGCGAGGGCUGUCGCCGCCGGGCGCGGGUGUCCCGCCUCGUCUCCUUCAGCGCGACCCACCGACUCCACAGCAAAUCUCUGAGUAAUGAAGAAAACUUGAAACUCUUUGGGAAAUGCAACAAUCUAAAUGGUCAUGGGCAUAAUUAUAAAGUUGUGGUGACGGUGCAUGGAGAGAUUGAUCCUGUUACAGGAAUGGUUAUGAAUUUGACUGACCUCAAAGAGUAUAUAGAGGAGGCAAUUAUGAAGCCCCUUGAUCAUAAGAAUUUGGAUCUGGAUGUGCCAUACUUUGCAGAUGUUGUAAGCACGACAGAAAAUGUAGCUGUAUAUAUCUGGGAAAACCUCCAGAAAUUUCUUCCUCUGGGAGUUCUUUAUAAAGUAAAAGUGUAUGAAACUGACAAUAAUAUCGUUGUCUAUAAAGGAGAAUAGCUUUUAAGGGUUAAUACUGUAGAAAGACUAAUUUCUUUCCAUAUUUGAAAAAGGUCUUUAUCCCCUGGGACUAUUAAGAAGUCGUCACAUACUUGUUAUGCCUCCACAUUGUGUUCCGGAGUGCCCAAUUGAUUGAAAUUGUUGAGUAUAAAACCUGUUGUGAAUUCAAAUCUAUCUUAAAACCAAACUUGUAAAACAUCCUGAGUAUCAUUUAGAGAGUCUUUUAUUUAUAGAUUAAAAAUCACUUCAUUUUCAGUAAAAUGUUGUGGUGUGGAAUUUAAAAGUAAAAUAAAUCAAUUUUUGUUUUUCCAUUAUCUCAUUUUUAGUAUUCAUUUUUUUCUUGGUAUAAUAUGAAUAGAGAAAGUGUUUAUAAGACAUCGUAGGUGAUACUUAAAAAAAACAAAACUACAGGUGACCACAGAACAUAUACUUCUUCCUUGAUUACUUCUCAGGUAUGUAGGGACACAAGUUUAUUCAGUGAAAAUGAGACACACAAAUCACGUUGGCGAUUCAUUGUAGGUGGAUGUACAAGGAUUGAUGAAAAUACCGCUUAGCGCACGUUGUUCAAUGCAGUUUUGCAUGUCUUAUUGAACUAUGAGUUGCUAGUGAGGAUCAGCAUGUUCACUGAACAUUUGUUGGAGUAUCAUUAAACUAUUUAUUAUGUAUAUUUGUCCAUGUUUCCAGACCUUAUGGUCACCUGAACAGUUUUAAUUCAGAAAACUGAAGAAUAAUCACAUAUAUCAAAUCCUAUUAAAUUAACAUGAGAAAGGAUAUAUUAUACUGUAAUGUGUCCCUUAUAUACAGUUUUUCCUAAUCGAUCCCAUUUUGUUCUGAUCAUUAAACUUAACACCUGCUUAA
This is a messenger RNA of Neomonachus schauinslandi (Hawaiian monk seal), 1347 nucleotides long. RefSeq names its product 6-pyruvoyltetrahydropterin synthase (gene PTS). The transcript has 6 exons. Bases 46 to 489 code for a protein of 147 amino acids. Gene Ontology annotation, cellular component: mitochondrion. Gene Ontology annotation, biological process: tetrahydrobiopterin biosynthetic process. Gene Ontology annotation, molecular function: 6-pyruvoyltetrahydropterin synthase activity. The record is from RefSeq and is a predicted model, not a curated record. NCBI's taxonomy places the organism in Eukaryota, Metazoa, Chordata, Mammalia, Carnivora, Phocidae.